Stylonychia lemnae is the source of this 486-nucleotide messenger RNA. Lineage: Eukaryota; Ciliophora; Spirotrichea; Sporadotrichida; Oxytrichidae. The record is from the annotation of a GenBank genome assembly.
AUGUCAAUGAACUACUUAGGUAAUGCUGAGAAUAUUAUUUCAGCAGAUAUGCAAGAAACUAUGAAGAGACUAGUUAAAAUAGAAAAAUUAGCAGAGGAAAUAAUGAAUCUAAAAUAGGAAAUGAUUGAAUAUGACAGGAAGAGAAAUCAUAAUAGAGAAUGUCUGGGAGCUUUUAGAAGAGGUGAAAUUAAACAAUAAAGUAGCAAGCUGUGGAUUAGCUAUGGAGAUAAUAUGAUAAGACUCCCAAGAAAAAAUCUACUAGCAAUAGUUGAGGGAGAUUAAGUCAAACUUAAUAAAUUAAUUGAUGGCAAUAGAGUGGAGAUAAAGAAAAAAAUCAAGGAACUUAUUGAACUUAGUCCAAAUAUUACAGAGAUGGACCCCUAUGUUGUCAAGCUUGUUCUCAAGCAAGACAAGUUGAUAAAUAAAUAAAAACUAGGGGUUAUUCAGUCAGAGAGUGAUGAGGAAGAUUCUGAUGGAAUAAAAUGA